This is a messenger RNA of Parascedosporium putredinis, 5046 nucleotides long. NCBI's taxonomy places the organism in Eukaryota, Fungi, Ascomycota, Sordariomycetes, Microascales, Microascaceae. The record is from the annotation of a GenBank genome assembly.
AUGAUGUACGAAAAACACUACUUGGACAAGCUUACCUCGUCCAUCGCGGAAAUUGACCUCAAGUAUCCUGGCGUCCGGAGAGUUAUCAAGUACAUCUUGCGCGUCCUGAGAAUCCUUACCGAAACCGCCAAGGAACUUAGCCUCUCAAAUGUUAUCCCAGCCUCGGCACUCCCUGAGCAUAUUGACGACGAGAUUGCCUCCGCCUCCUCCUUGUCGGACUUUGAUGACGAGCGUGAGGAGACGCCUGACCUUUAUCGUAACUCGGCACUCGGUAUGUUGGAGCCUCAUGAUUCGGAUGAUGACUCGGAUGAGGAUGAGGACGAUGACGAUGACGGGUACGAUGACGAUGACUAUGGCGAUGAGAUGGACUAUGAAGAAGAUGGCCUUGACAGCAACGAAGAGGACAACGUUAGCGACGAAGACGAAGAGCUUCGCGAUAUCGGGCCGAUUGAGGGGCUUCACGGAGAUCCUGUCCUCGAAGUCAUUGUUGACGAGGAUGACGACGACAUGGAUGAUGACGACGAAGAUAGUGACGAUGACGAUGAGGAUAUGGACUCUGAUGAUAUGGAGGAAGAGGAAGACCGAGUACAUAUUGCUGCCGAAGCAGAUGAUAUGAUGGAAGAUGACGGCAACCCCGACUGGGAGAGUACGACUGACUCGGAAGACGAGGACGAAGAAGCCCUCGACUAUGACGUUGAGGAAGCCGAUUUCGAAGAAGACGAACUUCAUCACCAUCACCAUCAUCAUCACCACCACCAUCAUCAUAUCACUGAUGGCGAGAUCCUGGGUAACAUUACUCGCGUGAUGAUGGGUGGACCCGACUUUGACCCUGAUGACGUCGACGAAGAUGCCGCCGCUGGGUACGUCGAUGAUGGUAGGGACGAAGAGGAUGAGGAAGAUGACGACGACGUUGAGGAUGAUGAGUUCUUCCACGAUGAGGAUUACCCUCACCCUGUUCCCGCCAUGAUGCCGCCUGCGUUGGGAUGGGACACCUUCAUGGUUCAUCCCCCAGACUUCGCCGGACAUGGGCAGGGCGGCCGUCGCAACCGCGCAAACAUCUUUGACGCUACAUGGACACUCAACCCAGGGCGCGACUUGGGCGAGUACGGCUACCUCCAUCGAAGCAACGCCCGAUCCGGUAAUUCUGGCGCCAAUGGCGAUGACGGUACCAACCCUCUCCUCCGACGUUCCAAUGCCGGGCGCGAAGCAUCCCCGUUCUGGCGCCCAGCCCAGCUCAUUCGCCCUCAGAUUCCACUCGGAUCUAUUUGGCCCCGGGCGCGCAUUUAUCACCGCGAUUCGGCCAGCACCGAUCCUCAACAGGCCGUCGCUUUCCAUCCCGUAAUCACGCGGGAGCGAUACGAUGAAGAAGCAACCAUGCUACUUGGCUCCCGCUACGUUGACCGAACUCAAGUCCUUGCUCCGCAAAUCAUGUACAGACUCGCUCCUGCCGCCAUUGAGCAGAAGAAGAAGGCCGAUGCUGAGAAGGCUAAGCAGCAGGAGGAAGAACGUCUUAAGCGCGAGGAGGAGGAGCGGUUGAAGAGGGAGGAGGCAGAGCGCAAGGCAGAGGAAGUGAGAGCCGAAGAGGCAAGGAAGGCUGCCGAGGCCGCGGAGACCGAACGAGCCCAGCAAGCCGCGGCUGCCGCCGCCGAAUCGCAGAGGCAAGAGGUCGCAGGGUCUGCUUCCACGUCGCGGUCAUCCUCCGCCUCCCCGUCUACCCGCAAUACCGACCGAUCCAGCGAAAUUGCGCCAAGCGCCACCACGCAUCCGAUGGAGGGAAUUGAGACAGGCGACGCUGCUGCGCCUGCCACUUCCUCUGAAGGCAACGACGCGACUGCGCAGAGCCGUGUUGUGACUACCAUCCGGGGCGAAGAGGUUGAUGUGACAGAGCUUGGAAUCGACCCCGAUUACCUAGCGGCUCUACCCGAAGAAUUCCGUGAAGAGGUCAUCGCGCAGACUGUCAGCAGUCGUCGUUCGAGGGCCCGGGAAGAGAGCUCCGCCACGGGCGAGCAGACCGAGGUCUUCCAAGAGUUCCUCGAUGCCUUGCCGGCCGAGCUGCGAAUCGAAAUCAUUCAGCAAGAACGCCAGGAGCAGAGGCGCCGAAACGACGAGGAGCAGCGCCGGCAGGCUCAGACCGCGGGCAUUGUACCCGUCCCUACUGAGAUGGAUGCGGCUAGCAUUCUUCUCACGCUGCCUCCCGAUCUUCGCGAUGAAGUCUUGCUUGACCAGGGAGAGGAAAUUCUCGAUCAGCUGCCCCCGAGAUGGCUGCCCAGGCCCGAGCUCUCGCAGAGCGCAACAGCCAGCCCCGCCACGGAAUCGUGCGAGGUUCCAACAUCGACCGUUGUCCAGAUGCUAGACAAGUCCGGCGUGGCUACUCUCCUCCGCCUCAUGUUCAUCGUUCAACAGGGCCAUACGCGAGGUUACCUGUUUGGCAUUUUUGCCGACAUUUGCGAGAACCGCCAGAACCGGCUCGAGGUCAUCAGCACGCUCCUCCAGAUUCUCCAGGAUGGCAGCACCGACAUGGAUGCCAUCGAAAGGAGCUUUGGCCAGCUUUCUCUCAAGGCCAAGAAGCCAAAGGAUAAAGAAGGCAAUGAGACGAGGACCCCGCAGAGCGUUAAGAGAAGCCUCACGGCCCUCAACCCCUCGACCCCUGCGGCGACUGCGCAAAUGCCCACGCACUCAGAAAUUUCCCCGUUGCUCAUUGUCCAGCAGUGUCUGGACCUGUUGGUCGACCUGUCGACCAAGAACCUUCACAUCCCCUGGCUCUUCCUGACUGAACACGACAUCAUGGGCUCGUCGCUCAAGCGUGGGCUCAGCCGCAAGUCAAAGGUCAAGGACGGCAAGGCGCAAAAGUACGCCAUCAACUCUCUUCUCAGCCUUCUCGACCGAGAGAUAGUCAUGGAGAGUUCCAAUAUCAUGGGUCUAUUGGCGGACCUCCUUAACCGUCUUACUUUGCCCCUUCAGAAUCUCGAGCGAAGACGCAAAGAAGCGGAGGAGGCUGAGCGAAAAGCGGAGGCUGAGAAGGCCGAAAAGUCAAAGGGCAAGCAGCCAGCCGAAGGAGAGGGCUCGUCCAGCGCGGCCGCUCCCGACAACGAGGCGGCGCAAGCGGCCGAGGACGGUACUGCUGAAGAGUCUACUCAGCAAGAGGACAAGGCGGAAGACGACGCCAAGCCCAAACCACGCACGAUGCAGGUGCCUGUGAUCCCCAAUUAUAAUCUCACUCUAGUGAUCAAGAUCUUUGUCGCUCGCGAAUGCAGUUCCAAGACUUUCCAAAACACCAUUGCGGCCAUUAAAACCUCCCAGGCGCUCAGCAAAAACAUUGUGGCGGAUCUGGAUGAGCUCCUACCCCAGAUCACCAAGGCGACCUCGGGCACGGAAAUUCAAGGAGUAGCGCUUGCCAAGUUCUCACCCGGCGCUUCGGAGCAGAACAAGCUCCUGCGCGUGCUCACUGCCCUCGAUCACCUGUUCGAAACCAAGAAGGUUGCAGGCGAGGAUCAAGGCGGCGCGGCGGCCAGCCGAGAAACGGAGAAGCAAGAUCUCAUCUCGUCGCUCUACCACCACGCCACGUUUUCCACCAUGUGGGAGAAGCUCAGCGCGUGCCUGCUCGCCAUCCGACAGCGCGAAAACAUGCUCAAUGUCGCAACAAUUCUCCUUCCCCUCAUCGAGUCGUUGAUGGCGGUGUGCAAGAACACGGCGUCGAGCCCGCAGGCGUCCCAGCCACAGCUUGGAAAGGAGCUUGUGUUCGCGAGCCCUCCUCCCGAGUCGCCCAUGGCGGGGCUCUUCUUCUCGUUCACGGAAGAGCACCGUCGCAUCCUCAACGAGCUCGUGCGCAACAACCCCAAGCUCAUGCAGGGACCGUUUAAACUGCUUGUCAAGAACCCCAAGGUCCUCGAGUUCGAUAAUAAGCGCAACUACUUUAGCCGAAGCGUGCACGCCCGCACGAGCGCUCACGGACGCACGUCUUACCAGCCUCUUCAACUCUCGGUCCGCCGCGAACACGUGUUCCACGAUUCGUUCAAGUCGCUCUACUUCAAGAGCGGCGAUGAGAUGAAGUACGGCAAGCUCAACAUUCGUUUCCACGGCGAGGAGGGUGUCGACGCGGGCGGCGUCACGCGAGAGUGGUUCCAGGUCCUCUCGCGACAAAUGUUCAACCCCAACUACGCGCUCUUUAUUCCCGUGUCCUCGGACCGCACGACGUUCCACCCCAACAAGCUCAGCGGCAUCAACGACGAGCACUUGCGGUUCUUCAAGUUUAUCGGGCGCGUCAUCGGAAAGGCCCUGUACGAAAACCGUGUGCUGGACUGCUACUUUAGCCGUGCCGUCUACAAGCGUAUCCUGGGCAAGUCGGUGUCGGUCAAGGAUAUGGAAUCAUUCGACCCCGACUACUACAAAUCGCUCGUCUGGAUGCUGGAGAACGACAUUACCGAGAUCAUUACGGAGACCUUUUCGGUGGAGGACGACGAGUUCGGCCGAGUCAACGUGGUGGACCUCAUUCCCAACGGUCGCAACAUUGCGGUGACGGAGGAGAACAAGCACGAGUACGUGCGCCUCGUGGUGGAGCACAAGCUUCUGAACUCGGUCAGGGAGCAGAUGGAGCACUUCCUCAAGGGCUUCCACGACAUUAUCCCCGCGGACCUGAUUUCCAUCUUCAACGAGCAGGAGCUUGAGCUUCUCAUCUCGGGUCUGCCGGAUAUCGAGGUGGACGACUGGAAGAGUAACACCGAAUAUCACAACUACACGGCCUCGUCGCCCCAAAUCCAGUGGUUCUGGCGCGCGGUCCGCUCACUUGACAAGGAAGAGCGUGCCAAGCUGCUGCAGUUCGUUACCGGCACCAGUAAAGUGCCCUUGAACGGAUUCAAGGAGCUCGAGGGCAUGAACGGAAUCAACCGAUUCAACAUUCACCGGGACUAUGGCAACAAGACACGCUUGCCUAGUUCACAUACUUGCUUUAACCAGCUCGACCUUCCCGAGUACGAAAGCUAUGACAUGCUCCGAAAGCAGUUGCUCAAGGCCAUCACAGCCGGAAGCGAUUACUUUGGAUUUGCGUAG